AUGGGACCACAAUUUUUCUCCUCCUUAUCUUCAUUGUUCACAACUAUCGAAAACAAGUUCCAGGUUUUCAUUGUUAUUCUUUUUUUCUUCGUUCGAUUUGGUUUAAUUUUUCCAAUCUAUUUUUUAAAACUUUUAUUCGGUUUCUUUUUUGUUUUUGACUGUUAUGAUUUUUUAGUUUUUCUUUUUCACUUUUUACGUCUCUCCUUCCAUUUUAAUCUGCUUCAAUUUAUUUCCUUUUCCCCUGGUUCUCCUUUUCUGUUUCAUUUUUACUUUUUUUUUUAUUCCUUGUUUUGGUUAACUAUUUUUAUUUUUUUUUCCUUGUUUUCUUUUUUUUUCAGUUUUCUUUUCUUUGUUUAUAAUUCUUUUUUUUUUCUUAGUUACCAUUUUUAUUGGAUUCGUUCUUUCCUUUUUCUUUUUAUUCUUUCUUCCAUUUCCUUUUUUUUUCUCAUUUUCUUUAAUUAUUUUACCUUUUCUCACUUUACCCACUUCCCUUUCAACCUUAUGCCACAAAUCAAUGUAUUAUAUCAUUAUUUAAAUAAACAUUGCUACCCCGAAAAGUUCAUUAAUGCUAUUGUUUUUGCUCUCUCUCUCUCUCUCUCUCUCUCUCUCUCUCUCUCUCUCUCUCUCAGCUCGAUUAGAGGCACGGAUCGGCCUGCGGAAAUAAAAAAAAGUAUCUUUUUCUUGGCAGCUACAACUUUUUAUCAGCCUAAGGACUUUUCCUAA
Messenger RNA from Acanthosepion pharaonis, 723 nucleotides. The record is from the annotation of a GenBank genome assembly. NCBI's taxonomy places the organism in Eukaryota, Metazoa, Mollusca, Cephalopoda, Sepiida, Sepiidae.